UGGCAACGGGACGCUAUUUUCUUUUCGAUUAUACUCGACGACUUUAUCAAAUCGUACAAUAGUCCUAACGUAUCAGUUUGGUCGUUACUCGUGUUAUAGGAUUAGCUCGUAUGUUGUAAAUCGUCUGCUUUCAUCUACACGUGGUUUACACUAAACAGAGAACAUGUCUGAUAGAAAAGCCGUUAUUAAGAAUGCCGAUAUGGCAGAGGACAUGCAACAGGAUGCAGUAGAUUGUGCAACACAGGCUUUGGAAAAAUACAACAUCGAAAAGGACAUAGCUGCUUACAUCAAAAAGGAAUUUGACAAAAAAUAUAACCCAACAUGGCACUGCAUAUGUGGACGAAAUUUCGGAAGCUACGUCACCCACGAAACGAAGCAUUUCAUAUAUUUUUAUUUAGGCCAAAUCGCCAUUCUUCUUUUCAAGUCAGGAUAAAACCCGUAACAAACAUUAUGAUACUUAUCAUAAAUACAUGUACAAUUCACUGUUCACUGAGUGUUUCCUAUUGUGCUCACUGUGCAAUGUGAUCAACAAUUUUGCUGUCUUUGAUGUAAAAAUUUUCUACUUUAUUUCUAUUCCAUUU
Messenger RNA from Styela clava, 581 nucleotides. RefSeq names its product dynein light chain 2, cytoplasmic. Gene Ontology annotation, cellular component: cytoplasmic dynein complex. The record is from RefSeq and is a predicted model, not a curated record. Lineage: Eukaryota; Metazoa; Chordata; Ascidiacea; Stolidobranchia; Styelidae. Gene Ontology annotation, molecular function: dynein intermediate chain binding. Gene Ontology annotation, biological process: motile cilium assembly; intraciliary retrograde transport.